AGUGGAGGGAAUAGGCGGUAAUUGGGACGUCAACAUCCCCUUUGGGGUCAUGGCCUCUGGAAGUUAUAUUCUUGCUCGAUCGUUUAAUUGCACGUCACCCAAUUGCAUCCUCCACCAUUACCACAGAAGAAAGAAUUAGAAAGAAUUAGAGAUCAGACCGGUGGCGGCGAUGGCCGGUCGGAUUCCAUGUCUGAAAGUCAUCCACCUUCUGCUGCUGAGCUUCUUGAUGGUUCCUUUCCUCCUCUUGCUGACUCUGCAAAGAACACGGAUGGAUCCUCUCUCCCUCUUGAAUUUGCAGGUAUCCACGAGAGCAAGUUUAAAGUUCAAAGUGCUUGAAGAGAGCACAAGGAUCAUCGAUGAAGGCGAUGGCGAAAUGGCGGGGAAAGCAAUUGCUUUGAGAUCAGAAACAGGAGGAGGAGGAGGAGGAGGAAACGAGGAAAGCGCACUGCAUUCUGUGAUUCAGGAACAGAGCAACAACAAUACUGAAGUAAACACGGAAGAUCUUGCGGCAAACAAAGAACUAGAGCAGCAUCGUCAUGUAGCGGAUGAUACGGUUUCGAAGUCGACGAUCGCCUGCGACUUCUCUCAACGCCGGACGGACACGUGCGUGCUGCACGGCGACGUCAGAAUCCUCCCCUCCUCCUCCGUCGUCCUCGUCAGGACGCCGCACGACACCCUGCCGGAGAACGCCGCGUACUCCCUCCGCCCCUACGCUCGCAAGUGGGAAACGCCGGUCAUGGAACUGAUCCGGCCAAUCUCCAUCGGCGCCGUCUCUGCCGCCCAGGAAUGCGGCGUCCACCACGCCGUCCCCGUCGUGGUCUUCUCCACCGGAGGAUUCGCCGGCAAGAACUUCUUCCAUGAUUUCUCCGACGUCCUCAUCCCCCUCUUUAUCACCUCCUUCCACUACCGCGGCCGCGUCCAGUUCCUGAUCACCAAUUUCAACAGGCGUUGGGUCGGCAAGUACGCCGUGAUCUUGAGCCGCAUGUCCGACUACGAGGUCAUCAACCUCGACGGCGACGAGAGGGUGCACUGCUCCGGGAAGGCCCACGUCGGGCUGAUGAGCCACAGCGAGCUGGUCAUCGACCCGGCGAGGACGCCGGGCAACUACUCCAUGGCGGACUUCAGGGAGCUCCUGCGGUCGAGCUUGUCGCUGAAGAGGAGAUCGAUCGGAGAGGGGAAGAAUUAUUAUUCCAAGCCGAGGUUGCUGCUCAUGCUCAGAAAAGGGUCGCGAGAGUUGACCAACAAAAGGGAGGUCGUCGCGUUGACUCGGAAAUUGGGGUUCAAGGUGAUCGUUGCAGGGCCGGAGCAGACUAAGAACCUGUCGCGCUUCGCCGGCGUGGUGAACUCCUGCGCCGUCAUGAUGGGGGUCCACGGGGCGGGGUUGACCAACAUGAUAUUUCUCCCGGAGAAGGCCACGCUGGUACAGAUCAUCCCGUGGGGCGGGCUGCGGUAUGCCUGCAACCACGACUACGGCGAUCCGACGGCGGCGAUGGGGAUCAGGUACUUGGAGUACGAGGUGGGGAGGGAGGAGAGCUCGCUGGUGAAGCAGUAUCCGAAGGAUCACCCGGUGUUCACGGAUCCGGAAUCGGUGCACCGGCAGGGAUGGAACGCGAUUUGGGCGGUGUUCCUCAACAGACAGAGCAUAAAGCUGGACGUGAAGAGGUUCAAAGGGGUGUUGCAGGAAGCCAUGCGAUCUCUUCUUCCUCGAUGAUAAAUUGAGUGGACAAUUGGUUUUGGAUUGGUUGGAUUUAAUUUGAUUUUAGUCGUGUCGAUCCCAUUUAAACAAUAAUUAAAAAUGUCAAAUUCGAUUGAAAAUAAGUUUAUA
Messenger RNA from Zingiber officinale, 1825 nucleotides. Its product is annotated as alpha-1,3-arabinosyltransferase XAT3-like. The coding region runs from base 170 to 1711 and encodes 513 amino acids. The record is from RefSeq and is a predicted model, not a curated record. NCBI's taxonomy places the organism in Eukaryota, Viridiplantae, Streptophyta, Magnoliopsida, Zingiberales, Zingiberaceae. Gene Ontology annotation, molecular function: glycosyltransferase activity. The transcript has 5 exons.